AUGCCCUGGCGCCCCCUCCACCCCACCGACCUCCCCGCCCUAACCCCCAUCGCCAACCAAAUCCACCAAUCCCUCCCGGAGCGCCCGGAGAUCUUCGCCGAGCGCAUCCGCCUCUUCCCGGAAGGCUGCUGGGCCCUUGAAGCCGGGGACGACGGCCAACUGGUCGGCUACGCGAUCUCGCACCCGAUCCGCGCGGGCCAGCCGCCGGCGCUGGACACGCUGCUGGGGCGCAUCGCGCCGGACGCGGACCAGUAUUACAUCCACGAUGUGGCGGUCCUCCCCGGGGUGCGCGGACGGGGGCUUGCGGCGGAGGGGGUGCGGCGGCUGCUGGAGGUAGCGGGGCGGUACAGGUAUCAGACUACGGGGUUGGUGUCGGUUUAUGGCACGGAGGGGUUUUGGGGACGGUUUGGGUUCCGGGUUGUGGAGGUGGGGGAGGAGUUGAGGGGGAAGGUGGCGGGGUAUGGCGGGGAGGCGGUUUUUCUUGUUAGGAGGAAUGGGAGAGUAGAGGGGUUUGUUUGA
This is a messenger RNA of Aspergillus brunneoviolaceus CBS 621.78, 519 nucleotides long. RefSeq names its product GNAT family N-acetyltransferase. Gene Ontology annotation, molecular function: acyltransferase activity, transferring groups other than amino-acyl groups. NCBI's taxonomy places the organism in Eukaryota, Fungi, Ascomycota, Eurotiomycetes, Eurotiales, Aspergillaceae. Bases 1 to 519 code for a protein of 172 amino acids. The transcript has a single exon. The record is from RefSeq and is a predicted model, not a curated record.